This is a messenger RNA of Coccidioides posadasii C735 delta SOWgp, 1258 nucleotides long. The record is from RefSeq and is a predicted model, not a curated record. Lineage: Eukaryota; Fungi; Ascomycota; Eurotiomycetes; Onygenales; Onygenaceae.
GGCACGUUCAGGGCUCCGGUCGGGUAGAGGCCUAGUGGGUGCCGUUCCGUUGCCUCUUUGGCGAUAGCCUUGGAUCUUUUCUAUUGCUAACAAGCUCGACAGUUGAUUGCUCCCUCUCGUACCCCGUAUUCACCCAAACAUCACUAUCAAGUCUAUCACCACCAGCUGGGGCGGGGAGUAUCUCGGCCACCCCAGUUUGCAAACAUGGAGCAAAUACACAACAGGGCUCUUGAAGCUAUCCAGCCAUUCAUUCAUAUUGCGACCUCCAACCAAUCACCUUCACCCCUCUUUUUGGCAACCCUCAUCACCAAUGCCACAUCCGCCCCGAGCACCUUCUUCUUCGCAGAGCUCUUGGAUACUCCCGCUAUACAAUCACUUAGGUCUCCUGAAACGCCCGAAAAAUAUCGAUCCUCCCUGACGCUGCUAGAGAUAUUUGCAUGGGGAACAUGGCAGGAAUACAAAUCAACUCCCAACCUACCCACUCUAAACACGGCACAAAUUCAGAAACUUCGUCUUCUUUCGCUCCUCACCCUCGCAGAGACACACAAUCCCCUCACUUACUCAAAAGUCAUGGAAUCCCUCUCCCUUUCCACGCCUGCCGAACUUGAAACCCUUGUUAGAGAAGCCAUCUAUUUAUCCCUGAUAUCCGCCCGUCUCUCCCCAACCACCUCCCCACCGAUCAUCAAAGUCAACUCCAUCGCCCCUCUUCGCGACGUUCGCCCUCAAACCGUAAACACAAUGAUAUCAAUCCUCACCGAAUGGCAGGGCCGUUGUCAAGAUGUCAUUGGCGGAAUUGAAGCUGAGAUCGCCAAGAUACGCGCCGAUGCGGAAAGAAGGCAUCUACAGGCCCAAAUCCAUGCCCACCGUGUUGAGCGCAGUCUCAGUGGCUGGGAGGGUGACGACGACGGGAGUGCUGGGGGCAAUGACGUCGGAGGUGCUGGCUCAAAACGCUCUUUUCGUCCGUCGAAAGACGGAUCCGGUAAAGGUGGACGCAAGUUUGGAUUUGGCGGCGGGAACAAACGCUUUAAUGCAGCAAGCGAUUUUGGGCAGCGGAACGGUCCUCCUGGUAGGGUGGGUUCGGAGAUGGAUGUUGAUGAGGGCAUCGAUGGCGAUGAUUCAGGGCCUUUAAUGAGGAAUGCGAAGAGAGCGUCGGGGGUCCAAGGUAGACCAUAGGAUAACUAAUGAGCUGCAUUGGCUAUACGCUGUGAUGAGAAGGCCUUUCUAACGCUUAAUCAAACACAGUUAUUAGAUCGAAACA